GCCUGGCCGAGGCCGCGCAAGGGCGCCGUAUCUGCCAGGGCCGCUGUCAUGGCGUCGGAGGCACUGGCUGAGGAGAACCCGCCGCGGUCUCUUUAGAGCGAGGGGCGGGCGGCUGGGUAUGGAGAGCGGCCCCGAGAGCCUGCAGCCGCUAGAAAACGGGGUGGCCGCUGUGCCAGCGCCAGGGACAGGCUCUCCGCAGGAAGGGAGACAGGAGACGAGGCUCGCCGCUGGGGAUGGUCCUGGAGUAUGGGCGGCGGAGUGCGACGGCGGGAAUGGGCAGGGGGCGGCGGCCGCCAGGAGGAGCCUCCCAAAGUCGGGUUCUCCCGCCGGCUCUCCUCCGAUUCCCGGACCCUGUAGCUCCUUCUCGGGCUCCGACUUGAAGGAGAGCGACUUGGCCAGUCCUGCUGCCCAGAAGGCGCUGCUGGGAGGGCAGCACAAGGUGACCGCCUCCCCCGAGACAGCCGAGGCCGGAGCGGGCCAUGGGUUGGGUCCGGCCGGAGACGCGGGCGCCCGCCCGGAUCCCACCGGCACCUGCCGGGCGGAGUCGGCGGCCGCGGGCUCGGAGGAGCCCAGCAGCGCCGGCGGCCUCAGCAGCAGCUGCAGCGACCCGAGCCCUCCUGGGGAAUCGCCGAGCCUGGACUCCCUGGAGUCAUUCUCGAACCUGCAUUCUUUCCCCAGUAGCUCCGAGUUCAAUAGUGAGGAGGGAGCUGAGAACAGGGUCCCCGAGGAAGAGGAGGAGGAGGAGGGCGCGGCAGUGUUGCCCGGGGCUGUGCCUCUGUGCAAAGGGGAGGAGGAGGGGGAGGAGGAGGAGGGGGAGGCAGCUCAGGUGCUGGCGGCCUCCAAGGAACGCUUCCCGGGACAAUCUGUCUAUCACAUCAAGUGGAUCCAGUGGAAGGAAGAGAACACACCCAUCAUCACCCAGAAUGAGAAUGGACCCUGCCCUUUGCUGGCCAUCCUCAAUGUUUUGCUUCUGGCCUGGAAGGUGAAACUUCCACCGAUGAUGGAAAUCAUAACUGCUGAACAGCUGAUGGAAUAUUUAGGAGAUUACAUGCUUGAUGCAAAGCCAAAAGAAAUUUCAGAAAUUCAACGUUUAAACUAUGAGCAGAAUAUGAGUGAUGCUAUGGCAAUCUUGCACAAACUACAGACAGGCUUGGAUGUAAAUGUAAAAUUCACUGGUGUUCGAGUGUUUGAAUAUACACCAGAAUGCAUAGUAUUUGAUCUUCUUGAUAUUCCUUUGUACCAUGGGUGGUUAGUGGACCCUCAGAUUGAUGACAUUGUAAAAGCUGUUGGUAACUGCAGCUACAACCAACUAGUGGAGAAGAUCAUCUCUUGUAAGCAGUCAGACAAUAGUGAGCUGGUUAGUGAAGGCUUUGUAGCUGAGCAGUUUCUAAAUAAUACAGCCACUCAACUGACAUACCAUGGAUUAUGUGAACUAACUUCAACGGUUCAGGAAGGAGAACUUUGUGUGUUCUUUCGGAAUAAUCAUUUUAGCACCAUGACCAAAUACAAGGGUCUACUGUAUUUGUUGGUAACAGACCAGGGGUUUCUUACUGAAGAAAAAGUUGUUUGGGAAAGCCUACAUAAUGUCGAUGGUGAUGGAAAUUUCUGUGACUCAGAAUUUCAUCUGCGGCCUCCUUCAGAUCCUGAAACUGUAUACAGAGGGCAACAAGAUCAGAUAGAUCAGGACUAUCUUAUGGCAUUAUCUCUACAACAAGAACAGCAGAGCCAAGAGAUCAAUUGGGAGCAAAUACCUGAAGGAAUCAGUGAUUUGGAACUAGCGAAGAAACUCCAAGAAGAAGAAGAUAGACGAGCUUCUCAAUAUUAUCAGGAGCAGGAACAAGCAGCAGCAGCUGCUGCUUCUGCUGCUACACAGGCCCAGCCAAGCCAGCCAGCACAAGCAUCUCCAUCAAGUGGAAGACAAUCUGGAAAUAGUGAACGUAAACGAAAGGAACCUCGAGAAAAAGAUAAAGAAAAAGAAAAGGAAAAAAAUAGCUGUGUAAUUUUGUAACAAGUGUUGGAUUCUGUUGGAACCAUCUAUAGCCUUGAGAAACAAAACCGCAGGAGGAAAGGAAGAAAAACCGAUAAAUACCGUCUGUGCCUGAUUUCCCAACGGAUUUUGUUCAUGUCUUCAGGGGAAAGGUUGUUACUUAGUUACAAUCAGACUUUUUCAAGUCACACAGUACACUCUUUAUGAGCUGGAGUUUCAUGUUACAAGUUGGAAAUGCUGUGUGUUGUCAUUCAUGAAAAAUACUGCACUUGUAGCCAAAUAAGCAGAUCACAGCAAAUUUUGUGUCAUAGUGACAUUCAUAACUCAUAUCAGUUAGUAAGCUAUUUUAUCUUCUGUUCUAACAAUGAAUGGAGGUAAUUGAUUUUGUCUGAUUCCUUUCUGAAAUCUAAAUAUUAGCACAAUAGUUUCUGAAAUUAAUUUCUACAGUGUUAGAUUAUGAUCUAAUCCACAAGAAACCAGGGGUUUAAUAUAGGGAUUUAAAAAGAAAAAAAAAAGAAAAAAAAUAACAGGAAUAAAUAACGCUUAAUUGUAUAUUGGACUAGUUCAGCCCUUGAACAGCUUUACCUUUCUUUAGGAAUGUACAUUUUAGAUACUAUCUUGAGAACUGAUAGUGGAGUUUGGAUUUAAUCUAGAUAGAAAAAAAAAAUUUGUAUUUCUUUUCCAAUAGCAAAAAAAUCACAUAAUACUAAUACUUCUAUCCUAUGAAAAUCAGAUAUUAGUGACUUUGUAGUGUUGUGAAAUAUUGAGGGAUUUUGAAAACUCUACCAUAGGUGACUUGGACCACAGUUACUAUUUAUUGACAGUGUGAUGAGUGUAAGGAGGGAACCACAGGAGGCCACUAGGCUUUGUAAAUAUGGGAGUGUAGAAACGCAGAUAGUUCGAUGUCUACCUUUUUCUAGAAUUACCUUGAACCUUAAAACUUAAAUCAUGUUUAUUUGCUAGAAAAUUAGGUAUACUUAUUAAAACCAACAAAAAAGCACAUUUCUGAAAGGAAGUUAGAGAUAAUCUCUGAGACUAGUGAAAAAGCAUUAACAAAAAUCUGUUUGAGAAUAGAUAGAAUUUGGAGGAAUUUAUGUAAAAGCAAUCAGAUUUUUUUAACUUAUGGGAACCAAAUAAACCUAUAACAUCUUGUAGUGUUUAUAGGAUUUAGAAAGAAUAUUUAUUGAAUUUUAUUAUGAGGCAACACAUAUUUUCCUGUAUUUCUAGAUCUAGUUUGGAAAACUAUACUUAAUAGUCCUUUUUAUAUGCUUUAUAUUUAAAAGUUUGUUUUAGUCAUUUUUGAAACAACUAUUGCUGCUGCAAGUAGUUAUGUGAUUUAUAUUCUAAGCCUCGGUAAAUUUGUUUGUUUAAGAGCAUCUUAAUCUAACCUGAGCAUCCACUCGGAGAAUGUUUUUUGUGGUCUGGAGUGACGAUAGACUACAAAAAAUGUGGUCUAGAUUUCUUAAGCUAUGUCCUUAACAUUCUUCGUGAUCCAAGACCGGUUACAGCAUAAGUCUAUGUGUAAAAAGUAAAGUCUUAUUUAUGGAAGAAAUUAUUCUAAGGGAAAAAUCCAGGGUCAAGCUGUGUCUUUAAUGUCCUUCUGUAUUGCAUGUCUGUUUAUGUUAUACAUUUGUUAUUCCUUCAAAUUUCCUAUGUUAGCAUGAUAAAUCAUCAGAGAACCUGUUUGGGGUAUAAGACCUUGAUACAAAAUAUUUGGUGACUCUCUUGAUAAUAACCCAGAAUAUGCGUACUUUGGUAAGUAAUCAAAUGCACUACAGAAUUGUAUGUUGGCUCAAACAAGUUGACCUUAGUCCAAGUUUACUCUUGGUAUUACUGUGUUGGUUGAAGGAGGAAACUCAAACCUCAGGGUUUGUUUUUCCCAGAGUAGAUAGUAGUGACAGUGCACUAUAUUUUAAUAAGACAGAAACAAUAAAACCUGAGGAAUUUUUAAAAGCACAUUUGAGGCAUAUUUUUCCAUAAUUAUAUACUUAUCUAUUUAUUGCCCUUGAAAAAUAUAUGUGUAGAAGUUAUUCUUCUGUUAUUUGUUACUAUCUUCUUAAUUUGUUCCAAAGAUAAUACUGCCGUUCUGCAUUCCCUCUGGAAGAAAACAUAAAAAACUCACUCAAAACCAGCAGUGCUGCUAUCAGAUAAGUAGAUGUCAAUGUAUACUUAUAAGGAAUAACUAAAACUGUAAUGUGUUUGUUAAGUCAACUUUUUUCUAUGUAAUAUUUCCAGAUCAGACUUUCUUACAUUCCCGGAAUUCAGUUUGAUAUACCAAGAGUAAUAAUGAUAAAAUGUUCGCUUUGAUUACUGUGGGGAAAAAAUUAAAAGUUCGAUUCUAUUAAAACAAACAAACUUCUCAGAGAUACUGGUUUCCCAUCCUUGAAGGCUAUAAAGAAUUAACAGCUAUUGUCUCUUUCUCCUUAUAUUUUGCUCAAGGCAACAAAUUAUAUAUUCAGACAUUUCAUUGCUGGUUUGGGUACAUUGGAGUUUGGUAGAGGUAUAUUAAGGGCUUUCCUUCACAGCAUUUUGUAAGACCUGAAAAUUAUUACAUGUACAUUACUAGCAGAAGUUAGAACUUAAAACAUUUUUGUUUUUAAUAUUUAUAGGCUAGAUUAGGGACACAUUUGCAUUAAUCAAACACUGUUAGAGCUUGGAAGAGAGGCACAUGAAUGAAUGGAUAUGGUCACUGCACUUUCUUGUACUUUCAAAGCCUAUUCCUCAAGGUUAGCGACCAGUCUUUAUUAAUAAUAUGAAAAUUUUCUUCGUCUGAUCUCACUGAAUCAACAAUGCUAUGAUUUACAAUAGGUUAUCAACACUUAAAAGUACUUAUUUUGUGUGUGUCUGUGUGUGUGUGUGUGUGUGUGUACUUCUAAAGCAAGGAUCCAUGACUUCUAUUAGAUUCUCAAAGGAAUCUGGGAAAUUUCCCUCAAAUUUAAGAAUCACCAUUUUAAGAAUAUACAUGCACAUAUGUACAUAGACACAGUAAGCGCUUUGAGGCAGCUAAAAUUGGCAUUGGCUGCUUCCUCUAAUAUACUGGUCCAGUGGACUUAGGUAAAGUAACUUCUUCCAUAUUUCAAGGUGUCAGGUUAGUAGUUGAAUGAGGCAUGGAUUUAAGUUUAGGAUUAGGUUUUGGAACAUAUUUUGUUUUAUCGUCUCACAUUUCUAGUAUUUGACUAAUUAUCCCAUAUUAUGUUUUGAAUUCUUCCUCAUACAUCUUGAUCUUAGCUUAAUUAAGCAAGUUAGUAUCAGAGAUUAGUUGGCUGAACUCAACAUUAACUAUUUUGUACUUGCACAAACACUUAACAUUUUGUUUUCAGUGAAUCGCCAACUUAGUUCACCAAGAGACAGAAGAUCUUGAGAGGAAAGAGGACUAGAAGUCAAAUAGAUAUUUAAGGAAAGAAUUAAUAUGGUCCCUAUAUUAAUGUUGGCAUAUGAAGCAGAUAUUUAUAAAAUCCUGCUGGAGAAAAAUCAAGGCAAGAAUUUCCAGCAUUGUCCUCAUACAAUCUCAUUUGUUUAAAAUUUUUUUAAAAAAGGCAAAUUGAUUACAUUUUGCUUAACUUUCCUAUUCACUGUGCCAGUUAUGUUAAAGCAUGAUGGAAAGCUUAUGGGCUUUACUUGUCACACAAUACUUGGGCAUACAACUUAAACUAUACUUGUAAACUUACCAAUGUUUGAUAAAAUAACUUGAAGGCAUUAAAGAUAGUAUAUAAUUUGGAUUUUGAGAAACUGGAAAUGUGGAAUUCUGAAUCGUUUUAUGUCUAAACACCUGGGCUUUUAUCUUGCCGUGGGCAAACUUUCUGUGCCUCGCUUUACAUAUGUAAAGGAUGCUCAUUUUUUUAGUGCUCUGCACUCCUGAAUAAAGGGCUUAGUAUAAGCACAGAGUGUUAUUUAAAUAAUCAUAAAUUUUGUACAUCUUUUAUUCUUGAAUGUGCAGACUUUUUUCCCAAUGACAAUAUUUCUUAAGCCAGUUUUUUUGCUGCUGUCAAAAUUUGUAGAAUUAUCUUAUCUUUGAGUAUGGCAUCAUCUCUUCCUAAAAUGUAUUUUACAGUUGCUUUUCUGUUCUGUAGUUGCUUUUGUGGACUAUAGGGUCAAAAUCAAGAGUAUUUUGAGAGUAUAAAAUCAUUAAAGACCUGUUUUCUUCCAGUAUCUUCCAUAUAUCUAAAUAUUUAGAUUCUUUUUGCCUUUUCCUCCAUGGGACAAAGUACGCUGGUAUCAGAUUACUAAUACAUAUAUGUAAGCUUUUUUUGCAUGGAUGGAAUUCAUUUAGAUCUCUCAAGUACUGUCAUUUUUAGGGCUAUUUAAAUUAUUUCUGUUAGUAUAAAAUGUUAUUUGAUAAUGUGCAGUUAAUUUCCUUUUAGGAAGUGAGUGAAAAUGGUAAAGGAACUCAUCGGAAUCAGAGUUAUUAGGUUCUCUGGUAAUUUAGUGUCUUUUUUUCACUGAUAUCUAACACUUCUAAAGCUAAUGGGAAAACGUUAUGAAGAAUUGAGGUUACUCUCCUUGGGUGACUCUUUAAAACAAACUAAAAUUUAAAAUCAAAAGCUUCCUGAACGAAAUAAAUUCAAAAUCGAGAAAAUGAAGUCUGAGGGACAAAUUGCAGGACUCUGAUAAGUUUAACGUAUUUUGAAGAUCUAUCUAAAUUUUAAUUUGUGCACGUCUCUUAAUCCUGGUGUUUCUGCGUUAAGAAAUCAGAGUUUAAUAAAUUGUGGUAUGUAUACAUAUUUUUACAUGAAGGAUUCUAGUUUCUAAUUUCACUUUUCUGAUCUCAAAAAAAUUAAACUCAAAAAACAGGGUAAAAGUCUUCAACUAUUGCCUCAAAUUCAGCUUUAUCCUAUUGUCCUGAUUUAGACUUGUCUGCCUGUAACAUAUGUUUUAGGGCAUGGUACUAUCCCAGAUAAGGUGUUGAAAUACCAUGGCAGAAAUACAAAACCUAAGCUUUAAAUAACGACAGUAGAUUUUAAAAACAAAAAGCUAUAUUAUUAUUCUACAAUGUUUCUCUAUUUCAUCUGAUAUUCUAAGAAUUUCUUCAAAUCACUUACUUUGUCACCAUUAACUUUAAAAAUGUUAUAUCCAUCCUCACUGUAAUAUCCUGCUUUGAGAAGCAGGGAUGCCUCCUAGAUUAGAGGAUGCACAAAGCAAAAUUCUUCUGAAAGUGAUCGUGGCUUCUUUGGCUCUAUUAUUUACAGCUUCAAACAGGAAGUCGGGAAACUAAAAUGCCCAUUUAAAUUCCCAAAUCAGUGACUUGUCCAAAUAGGCAUUAUGACUGAAAUACCCUACAGAGCAGUUUGAACUAAGGGAAUGUAUUUGAAGACUAAGAUUGGCAUUUAAUCUUUGAAGAUCUGUCCUGUGUUUCUCUCAAUUUUGUUGGUUUUUGUUGUUCUUUUUUUAUAUUUUAGUUGUAUGAAAUAACCAUUUUUUUCCCUGAGUACAUAGUAUAUCUUAGCUUUACAGAUUUGUAAAGAUGAGGGUUUGAAAAUCUUCCACCAGUUUUUGUUAAAAAGCUAUCUUCCUCAAUAAAAUGACAAUUAUUGUUUUCACAGAUCAACAUAUCACAAGUAGGACAAUAGGAUAGAAGACUGAUGUAUGAUUGCUACACGACAGUCAGCAAAAGGGAUAAUCUUCACUUGGGAAACAGCAGAGGUACCUUGAAAGUCAUUUCCUAAAGUUAGUGCAUGUGAGCCUUUUUCCUUGAAUUGUGCAGAACAAUUGGAUUGUGGCACAUAUUUUGAGGAAUAGCAAGUGAAAUGCUAUAUAGCAAGAAGAAACAAAUUUUCUUCCUCCACUUUACUGUUGGACUAUUUGGGUCAAGAAGUUUCUAUGACAUAUCAUAGAUUUCUUUGUGCCAGGCCAGAAUUGGCCAACUGAAAUAGAGUUUUCAAAGAGCUUAAAUAUAUAGAUUGCAUAUGAGUGCCUAUUUUUUCUCCUCCUUUCCUUUACUGUCUUAAUGCCCUUUCUACUUCUGAAAUAAUUCAUCUCUUUUGCUUUAUGACCAGCUUAAAUUCCAGUUUGAGAAUAACAGCAACCCUAGAGAUUGAGGAAGUGCAUUGAAAUACAUUUUUUUAAUAAAGACACCUUAAAGCAUCUACCCAGCUUAGGGUUGAACUGAAUUUCUGUGAAAGAAAGUUGUUUUAAAAGCUAAUUAUGCUAAAACUAUUUAAUUCUAAAACUAUGUCUUAAACAAGUUUCAAAAGUUUCAUUUUGGGAGGAUAUUCCUAAAAAAAGGCAUAUCAAACAUAGACAGGAAAGUAUAUUUCUAACAGAAUUAUUCAGUAUUAUUCAACAUUUAAUUUCAUGUUUGUUAUUGUACUACAAGGAUAGGUCAUUCUUGGAUUAAAAUGUUGGAGUUUUUGUUAAUAUACUUAAAACUGUAACCAGUGAUAUCACCUUUAGUAUUUUUUAUUAUAGAUUAUAUUUUAUUUCAAUAAACUUUGAUAUUUAGACCAAACAGUCUUUCUGCUAUGUAUAUUCGUCUCAGUAAGCUACUUCUUACAAAUUUAAGAUGAAUGUGGAAUUAGGGAAUUGACAUACUGAUUCACAUUUACCUAGGAUUAACUCUUAGAACACUUGGACCAACUCUUGAUAAAGACUGAUUUUCCCCCCAGAAGUGGGAACAAAGAAACAAUUUACUCUAAACCUAAUCAUAGUUAACUACCUGAUCCCAGUGGUAGAUUUAUUAUAUCUGAUACUUCUAUCCUCUUGGAGGACUAAGUAAGAAAGAGCUGAGAAGGAAUCAUUUUCUCUUUACACCAAGCCAACCCUGCUGUAAAGUUUUGGUCCAACAAUUUAAUGUCCAAACCAGCUAAUGUCAGACAUUUCUCUAAAGCUUUCUUAGACUCCCUAGCCCUCUAAGCAGAAUUGGUCAUUCCUCAUAGUGUUUUGCUGACGUCUCCUCAUAGCUUAAGCUAGGUUGUGAGCCUUUUAAGGAUAGGGAUCAUGUCUUAUUCAUCUUGAUUUUCUUGGCAAAUUACAUGAUAAUUACUUCAAAUGAACUUGAAUAUCUAUUUAGAGGAAUUUUUUUAAAUACCUAUAUUAUGUAGUUAUUGCUUGCUUGUCCUUUAAGUAGGAUAACUAAUAAGUUGGGUUAUGGAAUUAGUUUUCCACAUUAGCAUAAAAGUUAUAUAUAGAGAGGGAACUAAUGAGAAGAUACUCUGAUUAAGGAGAUUAAGAAGGCUACUUAAGCCUUGUAAAAGUAAACAUUUUUCUGGGGCCGACCCUGUG
Messenger RNA from Equus quagga, 9205 nucleotides. It is a transcript of the gene MINDY2, whose product is annotated as MINDY lysine 48 deubiquitinase 2. Gene Ontology annotation, cellular component: cell periphery; cytosol. The transcript has 9 exons. Gene Ontology annotation, molecular function: K48-linked deubiquitinase activity; cysteine-type deubiquitinase activity; cysteine-type carboxypeptidase activity. NCBI's taxonomy places the organism in Eukaryota, Metazoa, Chordata, Mammalia, Perissodactyla, Equidae. Gene Ontology annotation, biological process: protein K48-linked deubiquitination. Bases 119 to 2008 code for a protein of 629 amino acids. The record is from RefSeq and is a predicted model, not a curated record.